CUCUCCCUCUCAUUCAGGCUGAGCCGUGGACGCAAGCAGCAGCAGUCUGUGAGAGAGUGUGUGUGAGAGAGAGUGUGUGUGUGCCAAGCCGGAGCGCAGCUCUGCCGGAUCCCUAACUGAAACUCUACCUCUCCCGAAAAAACUCACCGGUCCCAGAACGCAUCCCAGAGGAGUACACCUUUACCCCCUUGACUGGUGAAACGGCCCCCCCACAUGGAGCCAUGUGAACCCCCAUCUCCUGCUCCGCUUGGGAUCUGAUUUCGGAUUGCCUCUUUGGGGAGAAGCUCCAAGCGCUGGAUCUUUUGAAGUAAAGAGAGACUCUGAAGAUCCAGGCUAUCCCAAAGGGAGGCACUUUGCUCUGGGCACUGUGGGCUACAAGCCCCCUUGGGCUGGAGGCCAGCGCUCCAGCACCAUGGAUUACCUUGUUGGGAUUUUUCUGCUGUUGUGUGGGGUGGCGUUACCUGGAAGAGUUGCACCCCAACACACCAAAGAGAACGUGCCCAGACUCAAGCUCACUUACAAUGAAAUGCUGGAAUCCAGUAAUCUAGUGACUUUCACUGGUUUGGCAAACAGUUCAGGUUACGACACGUUCCUGAUGGAUGAGGAGAGAGGGAGAUUACUGGUUGGAGCGGAGGAUCACGUCUUCUCUUUUGACCUGGUCAACAUCAAUAGAGACGUCAAACAGAUCGCCUGGCCCGCCACACCUUCCAAACGCGAUGAAUGCAAGUGGGCUGGAAAAGACCUCAGGAAAGACUGCUCAAACUUUGUGCGUGUGCUGCAGUCAUAUAACCAAACGCAUAUUUAUAUAUGUGGCACCGGAGCCUUCCAUCCUAUCUGUUCUUUCCUGGAGAUGGGCAAGCGAGCAGAGGACAACAUCUUCAGACUGGAUGCCAACUACUUUGAGAAUGGACGUGGGAAAAGUCCCUAUGAUCCAAAGAUGCAGUCCUCAUCCCUCCUACUUGAUGGAGAGCUGUACUCGGGGACAUCAGCAGACUUCAUGGGACGAGACUUUGCCAUUUUCCGAACACUUGGGUCACAUCAUCCAAUCAGGACAGAGCAGCAUGAUUCCAGAUGGCUGAAUGAACCCAGGUUUCUAGGAAUACACCUGAUCCCGGAGAGCGAUAAUCCUGAAGAUGACAAGAUCUUCCUGUUCUUCAAAGAAAAUGCUAUGGAUGGUGAACACACAGGGAAAGCGACGAUCUCCAGGAUAGGACAACUGUGUAAGAAUGACAUGGGUGGACACAGGAGUCUCGUGAAUAAGUGGACAACCUUCUUGAAAGCCAAGCUGACCUGCUCUGUGCCUGGUCUUAAUGGCAUAGACACACAUUUUGAUGAGCUGCAGGACGUGUUUCUGAUGAGCGCUAAAGACCCAAAGAAUCCAGUCCAUCUAUGCUGUUUGUUUACUACGUCCAGUAAUAUCUUCCGCGGAUCAGCUAUAUGCAUGUAUAGUAUGGCAGACAUCCGAAGGGUCUUUCUGGGUCCAUAUGCCCACAGGGAUGGGCCAAACUACCAGUGGGUUCCAUUCCAGGGCAGAGUGCCAUAUCCCCGUCCUGGCACAUGUCCAAGCAAAACCUUUGGAGGCUUCGACUCCACCAAAGAUCUCCCUGAUGAUGUCAUCACAUUUGCACGCCUGCAUCCAGCCAUGUAUAACCCUGUGCAGCCAAUGGGUGGGAAACCAUUGUGUGGGCGCACUAACGUGGAGUACCAGUUCCACUCAGCUGGUGUAGAUCGUGUGGAAGCAGAGGACGGGCAGUACGACGUCAUGUUCAUCGGCACAGAUUUAGGGACCGUUCUGAAGGUGGUGACUAUUCCCAGGGAGAGCUGGCAUGAUCUGGAGGAAGUGGUGCUGGAAGAGAUGACUGUGUUUAGGGAGCCAACACCUAUUACUGCCAUGGAGCUCUCCACUAAACAACAACAGCUGUACCUCGGAUCAGAUUUAGGGAUUUCCCAGAUGCCCCUGCACCGCUGUGAGGUCUACGGGAAGGCCUGUGCCGAGUGCUGCCUGGCAAGAGAUCCGUAUUGUGCCUGGGAUGGGACUGAAUGCUCUCGAUAUUUUCCAACUGCUAAAAGGAGAACGAGACGCCAGGACAUUAGGAAUGGAGAUCCUCUUUCACAGUGCUCUGAUCUGCACCACAAUGAUGAUCUGGAAGGCUACAGCAGUGUGGAGGAGAGAAGUGUGUAUGGCGUCGAGAACAGCAGUAUGUUUCUGGAGUGCAGCCCAAAGUCUCAAAGAGCUCUCAUCUACUGGCAGCUACAGAAACCCAAUGACGAACGCAAGCAUGAGAUUGUGAUCGAUGAAAGAUUGAGUCUUACAGGCCAGGGUUUGCUGAUCCGAAGUCUAACCCAGGCUGAUUCAGGAGUGUUUCUCUGCCACGCCGUCGAGCACGGCUUCAUCCAGCCUCUUCGGCGCAUUAAUCUCCAGGUCAUCCCAUCUCAGCGCGUGGGGGAACUUUUGCUCCGGGCCGGCACCAACGAUAAAGAUCCCGCCCCAAAACACAAACUCUGGUACCGGGAUUUCAUGAGCCUCCUGGAGCACCCAGACCUCAAUAGCGUGGACGAGUUCUGCGAGCGCAUUUGGAAGCGAGAGAAGAAGCCGAAGGGGAAAAAAGCCCCCAAAGUAAACCCUGGAACCGGAGUAGGCAUAAAAAAUGAGAAAACUCCUCAAACUACAGCUCAGAGCUUGCAAAACCCAACACAGAGAGCAAACGCUCCCAAAGUGCCAAACAACCCGAGCGUUCAGAUUUUUCCCAAAUCCACCGGAUUGCAAAGAAGUCAAAGCCCUGCAGGUACGGUAAGCACUGAGAGCCAAAGCACCAAACCGGACACACAAAAGGCUUCGGAGAGCCAAAGAGCACAGCCGAACCAAGCGAAAAAAGGCCCCCAGACUCCUCAGAGAGGACCUCCUCAUACUGCCAAGUGGAAACAGCUUCAGGAGAACAAGAGAGGACGCAACCGCAGGACCCACGAACAGCAAAGACCACCACGCAGCGUGUGAGACGAAUACACACUUGUACUAAACAUCUGCAUCAGUCACUCAUACAACAGACAAACGUGCAGUGCGGCCAUUAUCGAUAGCACAAAACUCAACAAAAACAAAACAAAAUGGUGGAAUCCUACUCAUGUCACCUGUUCACCAGGGAAAGCACAUUCACUUUGUUGUUGUGAUGUGACAGCAAAGACCUUUUACACUAUUAGUGUUACAGAUCCGACGCCAUACAAGUGAUGUUUUUCAUGCAUUCAUGAGGAAGUGCCAAUGCUUUUUGGUGGCAAAGGAUUGUCGAAAUGACAAAAUACAGUUCAUGAUUGUGGAGAGAAAAGGAAAAAAGAAUAAGAGUGAAUUUGGCACCUGGAAAACUGGAAGUCAGUCACUCGGAUUUGUAAAGACUGUAAUAUACCGUAUGAGCAAGCAUUGUACUGUAUAUAGAACAACACUACAAGUAAUUAUGGACACAAGUGGUCAAAGGUGAAAAUAAGGCAUGCCUUAGUAACAGCUUGUCUAACCUCUGGUCCUCAAAAGCGUUUCGGUGUUCGUGUAAUUAUGUUUCAGAUAAUCAAGUGGGCCUGACUGACUUUACAAACAAAAAACAGGUCGAUAACUGUGGUGACCAUUUCUGCCCAAAUUUCGGUUUCAAACACAACUUGCAUGAGUUGAAUGAAUAAGCUCUUCCAAGCCAGUCGCGUAGUCGAACUAACAGCCAUCUAGUUGAUUGUUCUUAAUGUUGGUUGCGUAAAAAGAAGGUCUUUUAAAAGAUAUUUCCAUAAUGUCUGUAGUGUACUUCUAAAUUAUUAUUACUCAUCUUACAUACGUUCGCGUCAUUAAUUUGCUAAAUCAGUCUAUGUUAGGCUGAAUGCUGAGUGACCCUAGUAUAUAUGUACAUAUAUAUAUACAGAGGAACACCACUUGAUUAUUUAUUGCUGAUUAAUAUUGUUUAUUGUUCAAAGGGUUGCAUUUAUUUUUGAUAUUAUUUUUUCUAUUCGAGCUGUAAGUGCGGCUGAUGGGCCGCAGCACCCAUAGACGGACCAAUUCUUUGUUCUUAGGCUUCAAAUCCUUAUGUGUUUUGCAGAACUCUCGGUUCUCUUGCAUAUUUUCUUGAUUUUGUUCUUUGUUUUUGGUCUCUUAAGCUUAUCUAUUAGGUCUUUCUUCAUUUAACUUCAUUCGUUGUGCAAAACUAACGAGAAAUAAUGAAUCAUCUCCGACGAUUAGCUGUGAAUCUCCCUAAAAAAAUGUGUGGAUAGGUCUGAUUAGAUGCCGUGGAGAGCACACUGCAUGUGAAUUCUGCCUUUAUUUUUGAUUGUCAGUGUGUCGUGCGAGAGGUCAUUUCUGUGCCAUGCGAGAUGUGUAUAUUUUUGCCAUUUGCAAAGAUCACACCAUCUAAACACACCCUGUCCCUUUUUAUGUAUUAUAUGUCUAUAGUGCCCCCCCCCUCACACACUCACACUUAAAUUGGCCCCCCUUAAACACUUUCCUGCAAAAUUGUCAUUGCAAUGCAAUACAGAGGUUUAUCCAGCAGAUGGCCCUCCUGUCCACUUUCUCCCCCAGGUGGAGUUGAUUUGGAGCUGGCUGGUGUAAGGAGGAGAAGGGAGCUGUCAGUUAUGUAAAAUUGGUGUUUCUGGCAUGCAUUUGGUUGUCUAAAUAAAUAUUUCCUCUAUAA
This is a messenger RNA of Danio aesculapii, 4652 nucleotides long. RefSeq names its product sema domain, immunoglobulin domain (Ig), short basic domain, secreted, (semaphorin) 3Aa (gene sema3aa). Gene Ontology annotation, molecular function: neuropilin binding; semaphorin receptor binding; chemorepellent activity. NCBI's taxonomy places the organism in Eukaryota, Metazoa, Chordata, Actinopteri, Cypriniformes, Danionidae. Gene Ontology annotation, biological process: semaphorin-plexin signaling pathway; neural crest cell migration; negative regulation of axon extension involved in axon guidance. The record is from RefSeq and is a predicted model, not a curated record.